GCGUGAGCAAUCGUGAGUUCGUGAUGGCUGCCCUAGAGUUGCCGUGUAAACAAGUACAAAUCUUUUUCCGGGUAUUACUCGAAAAGAGCUCCGCGAGCUCUGGCGCGCGCAGCGCGCGCCUCUCUUCGCGGAUCGAUUUUCGUGAGAAAAUUCGAACGUCGCGUUACCGUCCAGCGUCGGGCCUCUCUCUGAGCGUCAACGAUGAGCAGAGCUCUCCUUCUUGAGCGAUUUUGUGACCGAAGGACAGCG
Schizophyllum commune H4-8 is the source of this 249-nucleotide messenger RNA. RefSeq lists its product as uncharacterized. The transcript has 3 exons. Lineage: Eukaryota; Fungi; Basidiomycota; Agaricomycetes; Agaricales; Schizophyllaceae. The coding region runs from base 24 to 224 and encodes 66 amino acids. The record is from RefSeq and is a predicted model, not a curated record.